AGGGCGUCCCCGCGGAAACCGCCCGCGCCGCCUCGCGUUCCGUCCGGGCGGUGCGCGCCAUGGGGGAGCCGGGCGCCGCGCUGGUGGACUGUCACUGCCACCUCUGCGCCCCGGAGUUUGACGACGACCUGGACGACGUUCUGGAGAAAGCCAAGCAAGCCAAUGUGAAGGCCCUGGUGGUGGUUGCUGAACACUCUGGAGAGUUUGAGAAGAUCAUUCGACUUUCGGAACGGUAUGACGGGUUUGUUCUGCCGUGCCUCGGUGUCCACCCCAUCCAGGGCCUAUCACUAGCAGACCAGAGAAGUGUCGCUCUGAAGGAUUUGGAUGUAGCAUUGCCCAUUAUUGAAAAGUAUAAGGAUCGAUUGUUGGCAAUCGGAGAGGUUGGACUUGACUUUUCCCCCAGGUUGGCUAGCACUGACGAGCAGAAGGAAGAGCAGAGACAAGUGUUCAUCAGACAGAUCCAACUGGCCAAGAGACUCGGUUUGCCCUUGAAUGUGCAUUCCCGAUCAGCUGGUCGACCCACCAUCAGUCUCCUAAAGGAACAAGGUGCCGACCAAGUGCUUCUGCACGCAUUUGAUGGGCGGCCGUCGGUAGCCAUGGAUGGGGUCCAAGCCGGCUUCUUCUUCUCCAUCCCUCCCUCCAUCAUCAGAAGCGGACAGAAGCAGAAGCUUGUCCAACAGUUGCCUUUAUCUUCAAUUUGCUUAGAAACAGAUUCUCCUGCACUAGGACCCGAGAAGCAGGUGCGGAAUGAGCCUUGCAACGCCUGGGUCGCUGCCGAGUACAUCGCACAGGUCAAGGGCCUCCGCGUGGAGGACGUCGUGGCUGCCACCACACAGAACGCACUGAGACUCUUCCCCAGGUUGCGGACCCUGCUCCAGAAAUAGCUUCAGACCCAGUGCAGGCAAGCCCGGCCCAGGUUCUGCUCCUGACCCCUCACAGUCCCCAGCACUGCUCGGGACCCGCCCCCCGAGCCGAAGGAACACGGUCGCGUGCUGACCCCCCAGUGGCAGCAGCAGCAUGGGGAGGAGGGGCCGGUGGGGCUGGAGAGAGAAUGGGGCGCGGUGCUUCCCUCCCUCCACCCAGAUCCAGCACCAGGGUGGCCGGAUACCCGCACUCCAGAGAGAAGGCCACCACGGCGCGCCCAUUUCUCCACACCCACUUCUCCAGGCAGAGUUCUAGCCACUGCUGCAGGCAGGAGGGGGGACGUGCUGUCCCUUGGCCCGCCAGACAGCAGCUCCUGUCAGCGGGUUUCUGAGGGCUGAGGGGAAGAUGCCAAAUCGGGACUCCUAGGGGGCACAGAACUCAUUUCUUCCCUAGCGGGGUCAUGAGUAAAGGGAAGUUUCACGCACACUCCGGAACCUUCCUUCCCAGUUUGUACAGCUGCAGAUUCUUCGUCUUUAAGAAAAAAGGUACAGGGGCUGGAGUGAUAGUAUAGUGGGUAGGGCAUUUGCCUUGCACGCGGUCGACCUGGGUUCGAUUCCCAGCAUCCCAUAUGGUCCCCUGAGCAUCGCCAGGGGUAAUUCCUGAGUGCAGAGCCAGGAGUGACCCCUGUGCAUCACCGGGUGUGACCCCCCCCCAAAAAAAAGCAAGAAAAAAGGUACAAACAUGUAUAUUGGUCUCAGAUAUUUCCUCUUAGAGAUUAGUGGUUUAUGGAGUCACCUUUGAGUACUAAACCCAAAGCUUCAUGAGUUGAUCUUAAGAUUUGUUUUAAUUCUGUCACUUUAAAAAUGUUUAUUAAAAAUGUAUCUGAAUGUUGAUAGAGAAGGGAACACCAAGUAAAAUGUGGUCGGAGGCCAUUCGGGGGAAGGGUGAUGCGUGCUGAAUGUGGACUAGAGACUGAACACAAUGGCCACUCAACACCUUUAUUGCAAACCACAACACCUAAUUAGAGAGAGAACAAAAGGGAAUACCCUGCCACAGUGGCAGGGUGGGGUGAGGGGAGAUGGGAUUGGGGGGGUGGGAGGGAUGCUGGGUUUAUUUGUGGUGGAGAAUGGUGGUAAAGGGAUGGGUUCUCGAACUUUGUAUGAGGGAAACAUGAGCACAAAAAUGCAUAAAUCUGUAACUGUACCCUCAUGGUGAUUCACUAAUUAAAAAAUAAAUAAAUAAAUAAAAAUGUAUCUGAAU
Molecule: messenger RNA, 2124 nt
Organism: Sorex araneus (European shrew)
Lineage: Eukaryota; Metazoa; Chordata; Mammalia; Eulipotyphla; Soricidae
Gene: TATDN3
Product: TatD DNase domain containing 3
Exons: 10
Coding region: 60-884 (274 amino acids)
Molecular function (GO): hydrolase activity, acting on ester bonds
Source: RefSeq, a predicted model, not a curated record